UAAGGGGCUGUGGGUAUGUCUUUAAGAGACGAUGUUAUGGAGUGGUAUGAGGACUUGGUGUGUGUGCCUUUAAGGACUAGUAUUAUUGACUGGGUCCAGGGGGUGGGAGAUGUGCCUUUAAGAGUUGCUGGUGGGUGGGUUUGGGUUGGGAGUAGGGAGGCUGUUACAGGGUCUGUGGGCGGACCCGAAGGCUAUAAUAAUCGCCAGUUUGCGACUUGGAAGCUCAUUCACCCAUCAGUGGGAGUAACACUGACUUGGAGCGUUGCAAAGCCAACCUGAGGCCGGGGGGGGGAAGAGAUGGAUGAGCAGAACAUGAUAGAGACCGAGAGCUACGAGGAUGACAACCAGAGCUCUGUCCUCUGUGACUACAGCGACUGGAAGCACUCCUCUGCGGUGGUGCCUGUGCUCUACAUGUUGGUCUUCGUGUUCGGCCUGUCGGGGAAUGGGGUGGUCAUUUGCACCGUCUGGAGAUCCAGAACCAAGAGGCGCUCUGCAGACAUCUACAUAGGCAACUUGGCUCUGGCUGACCUGGCCUUUGUGGUGACUUUGCCCCUCUGGGCUGUGUACGCGGCUCUCGAGUACCACUGGGCGUUUGGGUCUUUACUCUGCAAGGUCAGCAGCUAUCUUGUGAUGGUCAACAUGUACGCCAGCAUCUUCUGCUUGACCUGUCUCAGCUUUGACCGCUACUUGGCCAUAGUCUACUCGCUGUCCAGCACCAAGCUGCGUUCCAGAGAAUCCAUGAUUCUCUCCCUCGGCAUGAUCUGGCUCCUGGCUGGUAUCCUAGCCCUGCCAGCCCUCAUCCUACGCCAAACGCAAGAGAAGUACAACCGUACCAUCUGCGACAUGGACUUCUCUGUGGUGGGAGACACAGAUGUGGAGCAUUACUGGAUCGCUGGCCUCAGCCUUUCGGCCACAGCUAUGGGCUUCCUCCUACCCUUCCUCCUCAUGUCCAUCUUCUACUGCUCCAUCGCCAACACCGUCACCAGGCACUUCCACAACAUCAAGAAGGAAGAGAAGAAAAAACGGCGUCUCCUCAAGAUCAUAGUGACCCUAGUCUUGGUCUUUGGCAACUGCUGGCUUCCCUUCCACAUCCUCAAAACCAUCGACGCCCUGUUCUGGUUGGAGAUAGUCCCGUUCUCUUGCUCCGUGGAUGAAUUCAUCUACAUAGCACACCCCUACGCUACCUGCCUGGCUUAUGUCAACAGCUGUCUCAACCCCUUCCUCUACGCCUUCUUUGACCAACGAUUCAGAGCCCAGUGUGUCUACCUCCUACGCUGCUCCGGAUUGAGAAGAAGCCUCCACGGUCCCAUCAUCUCGUCCACUUUGAGCAACCAGACCAAAUCUGAGAUCCAUUCAUCCGCCACAAAGGUCUAGACUUUGUGCCUAAAGGACGUUUCCCAUCCUCUCCCUUCCCUCUUUCUCUCUCAUUCUGUAGCAGGAGUGAGUUCCAGGGCUUCAAACCAGGUUUGGGUUUGGGCUAAUAUUCACCCCCUCUAUCGGUCUCCCCAUCAGUCAGACCAGCACAGCCCAACCCAGCACAGGGACCAACUGUGAGGCUAAAGAUCAGACCUGGGGUGAGAUAAGGUGACAUUUUGGGGGACUGUAACUGUGAGAUAUCCCUGCACAAGAGUGUGGGGGGGAGUGGGGGGGAAACAGAGACUUACUCAGAGGUGCAGAAAUUCAAGUCACAGNUUUUUUUAACUCUCUGUCCUGUGUGGCGUGUGUGUGUAGGAAUGUAUGUGUGUGUGUUAGGGAUGGACUUGUCUGUACACACAGAUGUCUAUUCUCCCCUUUCUUUACCUGUUCCCCUCUUCCACUCUCUCCUCUCCUCCAUCGGUUCAUUUACCUUUCCUUCCUGCUACUGUAUAUUACAAUGUAAAUAAUGGGAUAUACAUUGGCAAUUCCCGGCGUCUCAAAGAUGUUUUUUUUAAAAAAAAUAUAUCUUUUUUGCUCUUGAAAUCUGUCUGUUUAUUUGAAAGACAAUGUGAUGUCGGAUCCGACUCCUGUCCUGACUCCCAGCUGAGUCGGUUUGGUGCAAAAGGGGCUCAGGCAUUGAGAGAGAUGGCAAUGGGGUCCCUCUAGAGGUGCUUUUGUUUAACAACAACAACAACAACAACAACAGGGUAUUUUUUGUGCUAUUUUGCAAACGUGAAACUUUCCAAACUUCCACUGCAGGUUCGACCAGACAAUGUCCAUGAAAAUGUCUGUCUCUUACCACCUCACUGGGAGAUGUCAAGCUCCCUUGGUGCUCUCUUCAGCCAUUCCUUUGGAUGGGUGGUGUGUG
Molecule: messenger RNA, 2284 nt
Organism: Callorhinchus milii (elephant shark)
Lineage: Eukaryota; Metazoa; Chordata; Chondrichthyes; Chimaeriformes; Callorhinchidae
Product: apelin receptor A
Exons: 1
Coding region: 298-1374 (358 amino acids)
Biological process (GO): G protein-coupled receptor signaling pathway; immune response
Cellular component (GO): membrane
Molecular function (GO): G protein-coupled receptor activity
Source: RefSeq, a predicted model, not a curated record